AUCCAUCGACAUCAAAACGAGUAGAGCACUCAAGCAUCAAUAACUCUCAGAGUAAAUUAGCCCAAAAGUCUAAAGAUACAAGAAACCAUGAAGGUCUUCGCAGUCUUUGUCAUUGUUGCAAUCUUUGCUUUCGCCUCUGUCAAGUGCAUGCCUGAGCCAGCUUACGAUGGACCAACCUACGAGCUGACUCGUAUCGAGGACGUAGAUACCAGUGGUGGAAUUGCAGAUCAUACAGAGGAAGCACCCAUAAGACAUCGCCGUGUGACUUGCGACUUGUUCUCAUUCCAAUCGAAAUGGCUGACACCCAAUCACACUGCCUGCGCUGCUAAAUGUAUUGCUCAAAGACGUAGGGGAGGUCGUUGCAGUAACGGAGUAUGCGUAUGCCGUUAGUUUCAUUGAAAAAGUAUUCAGACAUGGGUCUUAUUAUCGAAAUUGAGUAUUAUCAUUAUUCUUGCUUUAUAAAUAAUCAGUAUCUAUGUAUACGAUUCAUAUUUUUACUGUACCUCGAGGCUAUGAAAAAUAAAUAAUUUUUAUUUA
Molecule: messenger RNA, 537 nt
Organism: Cephus cinctus (wheat stem sawfly)
Lineage: Eukaryota; Metazoa; Arthropoda; Insecta; Hymenoptera; Cephidae
Gene: Def2
Product: defensin-2
Exons: 2
Coding region: 88-390 (100 amino acids)
Biological process (GO): humoral immune response; defense response to bacterium
Source: RefSeq, a predicted model, not a curated record